Messenger RNA from Musca domestica (house fly), 2080 nucleotides. RefSeq names its product short neuropeptide F (gene sNPF). Bases 396 to 1319 code for a protein of 307 amino acids. The record is from RefSeq and is a predicted model, not a curated record. The transcript has 6 exons. NCBI's taxonomy places the organism in Eukaryota, Metazoa, Arthropoda, Insecta, Diptera, Muscidae.
CUUCUCCUGAGAGCCAAUAGCAAAGCUAAAAUCAAAAAGAGAAUAUUUUGAAUUUUUUGAAAGUUAAUCGAUAUUCAAAGUGUUUUUUGGAAUUUUAAGAAUAUUUGAAAUAAAGAAGAAAUAGAGAAAUAACUUGAUUUAAAUUGUCAAGAAAAUUCAAGUGCGAAAAUUGUGCAGCAAAUUUUUUGUGCAAAUAUUCAAUACAAAUUAACAAAUUGUGGAAUUUAAGUGAAUUAAUUAAAAAAAGAAACAAGAACAUACAUUUUGAAAUUGAAUUUUGAAAAAUUUAAAGGACAUUUCCCCAACAAAAAAGUGAUUUGUUGGCCGUUUGCAAAUUGAAGAACUGUUAAACUUGUUAAAUAGUGAAUUGAUACAGAUCCAUACCAGUUACAAAGAUGCAUUUCCAGAGUCAAUUGUUGUAUAAACUUACCUUUGGCACAUUUUUGAUGCUAUGGGCCCACAGUACAUCGGCCGCCGACAUGCUAAGGGAUGGUGGAGAUUCCCUUAAUUCGUUGUAUGACAACUUGUUGCAACGUGAAUACAUUGGACCCAUUGCCUUUCCCAAUCACCAGGUCGAACGCAAGGCUCAACGAUCACCUUCGCUAAGGUUGAGGUUUGGCAGACGUAGCGAUCCGGAAAUGAUGACUCAACUCCCUGAAAAACGUUGGUUUGGUGAUGUCAAUCAGAAACCCAUACGUUCACCCUCGUUACGCUUGCGUUUUGGGCGACGCAGUGAUCCCACCAUGCCAUUGCACAGCCCUUUUGAUUUGUUGAUGAAUGCCCGACAAAAUGCCGAUGCCAGUAAUUCGGCCAGCAACACUGAUGAUUAUAAUGAUAUCUUUGAUAAUUACUAUGAACGUGUUGUACGAAAACCCCAGCGAUUGAGGUUUGGCCGUAGUCUCCCUUACCAAAGCGAUUUGUCGGCCUCGGCUGCUGCUUCGGAUAAUUAUGAAUCACAAAAUGUUGACGACUCAACUGUAUCGAAUAACGGCGAUGAUGAUUUCUACAAUACUUUGUUGCACUCGCAAAAGUUGAGGAAUUUAUUGUUGACUUUAAGGCAAUUCCAGGAGGCUAAUUCACCCAACAACAAUGACGAAUCGUCAUCGAUGGAAAACGAUAUGGACGAAUUUGAACGUGCCAUCCGUAAGCCAGCCCCAUUGCGUUUACGUUGGGGUCGCAGUACCGGUGGCCGUAGCUCACAGAUGAUGAAUGAGGACAAAACUAAGGUGGAAUUGGAUGAAAAGAAAAAGCUAUCACCCAUUUCCAACAACGUUGAGAAGACCGAUAACCAACAGCAACAACAACAAAACAAAGACUAAAUUCAUGCAGCUAUACAAGAACACCUCACAACUGAAACACUGAAUUUCAAGGAUAAUGAAUGGAUUUGAAAGUAAAACUGAAUGACUUCAAUUAUUAAAUGGAAAUUUAUUAUUAAAUGUAUAAUAAUAAUAAAAACAAAAACUAAAGAAAACACAAGCUCUCUUUUUUGAAAAAAUAUUCAUAUUCAAAAAAAUAGAAAAAUUGAAAAAAAACAUAACAUCUAAAAUAUUAACAAAAAAAAUAUUGCGAAAAAAACAAAAUAAAUACAAAAUAUCUACUAUAUACAACUCAAAUUGAAUACUAAACGAUGAACAACAACAAAUGUCCAUAAACUUUAACACAUAAACAACAACAAAAAACACAAAUGGAAAAAUAACGAAGGCAGCAAAGAUGAAAACAUACAUUUUUUGGAAAGUUCUGAUUUUUUGAUAUUCAGACACGAAUUCGUUUUUUGUUCUUUUGAAUAUUUUUCUUUUUUUUUAAUUAUUUCUCAAAACUAUUGUAAAUAGCAAAAUCCCACAAAAACACAACAAAGAAAAUCUCUCUUAUUUUAGCAUUUAAGUCAAGAAACAAGUAUUAUUUUUGAAAACUUUUAGAGUUAAUGGAAUUAAAAAAAAUACAGAAACAUGUUGGCCCCCCUUAUUAGGAAAAGUAAAGUCGUUCUACAACCUAACCUAAAAAUAAUUAUGAUAUAUUUAACUGUUUACGCAACUUCUAAUCGGAAAAAAAACAUAUUUUUAAUUUACACCAUCAUUUAAAA